Messenger RNA from Galleria mellonella (greater wax moth), 6245 nucleotides. RefSeq names its product cadherin-86C (gene Cad86C). The coding region runs from base 341 to 5914 and encodes 1857 amino acids. Gene Ontology annotation, biological process: homophilic cell-cell adhesion. Gene Ontology annotation, cellular component: plasma membrane. The transcript is spliced from 15 exons. The record is from RefSeq and is a predicted model, not a curated record. NCBI's taxonomy places the organism in Eukaryota, Metazoa, Arthropoda, Insecta, Lepidoptera, Pyralidae. Gene Ontology annotation, molecular function: calcium ion binding.
CACUUCACAACUAGUACGGCACCGGCCCACUAAGAAAGCGGACGCGCGCCGCACACUCCGGCGCGCGCAACACGUUUACGAAACUUACAAAUACAAACUUUUGCAGUGGACUGUGUUGACUGACUGUGUGAAUAGACAGUGCACUUCGAUAACGUGGGGGUGUGGGGCGGUUUUGGCGGGAGUCUGGAGCGAAAGUACCGCGGAGUGGCGGCGCGAGUGCGCCCUCUUUUACAUAAUAGUUGAUAACUAAAGCUUUCGUAAUUGUUGCGUGAUAACAGUAUAUCGUCAAUUACGAAGUCAGUGCUUCCCAAAGGAUGAGGUGUAAGCAUCAUUGGGAACGAUGUAUCGGUCCGAUAUUAAAAUCAACAGGAUGACGUUCACUGCGGCGCUGGUGUUGCUGUGCGCGGCAUGGGGCGCGCGCGGUGGACAGCCGGUGUUCGACCCCAGCACGCUGAUGCGGCUGGUCCUCGUGCCGGCAGAUGCCACCGUCGGCUCCGUCAUCUACCGCGUCCGCGCCUCCGACCCUGACUACGAUUAUCCGCUGCAUUUCGAACUUAUUGGUCAAAUGGGCCGCCUGGACAUCGGCAUCGAGUCACUACCUUGCACUCGUUACAACUCGGUAUGCCAAGCCAACGUGAUCCUGCUGCGGAGGCUGGAGCCAGGACGCUACGUGGACUUCAGACUGUCUGUUCGGAAUACUAGGGGGAGCUCUUCACGGAUAGCUUGCUCCAUCACUGGAACCAACGCUACCACGCCAAGGGACACUAUCUUUCCUCAUCAACCCAGUAUUAUAUUAGUGCCAGAGGAUGCAAAACGCGGUACCGACCUCGAAAUAGUGAUUGCGCGGAAAAAUCCACUCUCACCGAAGCCUUUGGAAUUGGAACUAUGGGGCUCGCCGCUAUUCGCAAUUCGACAACGUCGAGUAUCCACCGAGAACACAGAGGGAACCAUUUUUCUAGUCGGCCCAUUGGAUUUUGAAGCUCAGUCUAUGUACCAUUUGACUUUAUUAGCCGUGGAUCCUUAUGUAGAAAUAGGGAAGGAUACGCGAAAUAUCGCCGGCCUAGAGGUCGUGCUAGUAGUGCAAGAUGUACAAGACAUGCCUCCAGUGUUCACCGCUGCACCCCCCAUCACGCAUUUGCCGCGGCAAGUAGUUCCUGGUGAUAUGGUGGUGAAGGUCCGGGCUGAGGAUGGGGAUAAAGGUGCUCCAAGACCGAUCAGAUACGGUCUAGUAUCCGAGGGAAAUCCGUUCACGCCGUUCUUUAACAUCAACGAGACUACUGGUGAAGUAACUCUUGAACGGCCGAUUGAAGAAAUCGCAGCCAUAUCCCACGCUGGUGCGCCAAUACUCCUCACAGUGGUUGCCGAAGAGGUACGACUGUCGAGAGAAGAGCCCGAAGCUAUGUCUUCUACCGUUCAGCUCGCUUUCAUUCUUCCUGAACGAGAGAACUCACCGCCAUACUUCGAGAAUCAGUUCUACAUCACUUAUUUGGAUGAGAACGCACUCCAGGGCACUGCAUUAACUUUCAAUGAUCCCUAUAUCCCGCAAGUAAACGAUAAUGAUGCAGGCAAGAAUGGCGUUUUCUCUCUCACCCUUGUAGGAAAUAAUGGAACAUUCGAGAUAUCACCUACGGUAGCAGAGAGACAUGCUCAAUUCAUCAUCAAAGUCCGGGAUAACACUAUGUUGGACUUUGAAGCUCGCAAAUCUGUGAUAUUUCAGAUAUUAGCUCAAGAACUUGGUCCAGCAACAAAUCUCUCCGCGUUGGCUAAUGUAACUGUUUAUCUUAAUGAUGUCAACGACAAUCCUCCUGUAUUCUUAGCUCAAUCUUAUGAUGUAGAACUACAUGAAAAUGUCACUGCCGGUGUAAGAGUAACCCAAGUUGCUGCAGAUGACGUAGAUACGGGAUCUUUUGGAAAAAUCCAAUAUACUGCUAUAUUAGGAUAUCUAAAUACAUCGUUACAUUUAGAUCCAACAACAGGGUUAAUUACUGUAGCCACAAAUAAUCACGGCUUCGACCGUGAGGCGAUGCCAGAUUUGCAUUUUUUAGUAGAGGCUAGAGAUGAAGACGGAGUAGGUUUAAGAGUCACAGUGCCAUUAAUUAUUAAGUUAUUAGAUGUAAAUGAUAACCCACCAGAAUUUGAAAGAUCGCUAUACGAGUUUGUAUUAUCGCCAAGUUUGAAUAACUUCACUUCGGCGGCUUUCGUAAAAGCAGUUGAUAAAGACGCUGAGUCACCAAAUAAUGUAGUCAGAUAUGAAAUUAUACAAGGAAACUCGGAAGGAAAGUUUGCAAUUAAUGAGGAAACAGGAGAGCUGUAUCUUUUAGAAGCACUAAAAAGGACGAAGAAACAAAACAUUCAAAGACGAAAACGUCAAUUUGAAUCAGAUCAAGACAACGAUGUUUUUGUUUUAACCAUUAGAGCACAUGAUCUUGGAGAACCAAUGCUGUACUCUACUACAAUGGUCAAAAUAUACCCGCCAGAGAGCAAAACAAGAACAAUGUCAUUCAUAGUGCCUGGAGUAAAUCCUGAUAGAAAGAAACUAGAGGAGGUACUUACUACACUUUCUGGAGGAAAAGUGACUAUAAUUGAGAUUAAACCAUAUAAAGGACAAGAUAGUGGUACAACCGAUUUAAAUGGUCAAGAGUCUAGUCAAACAAAGAGUGAAGUAAUAGCCGUAGUGCGAAUGACAGGAAACACAGCUAUAAAUGUUGCAAAACUUCAAGAACAAUUGGCAAAGAAUGUAACGAUAUAUACUACUGGUAGUGGUAUCAAUUCUGGUGAAGCGUCUACUUCUGGUGGAGGAUCAGGUCCUAUUAGUGCCAUAAACCCUGGAGGUGGAACUAAUUCUGGAGGUUCAACUGGUAUUACAACAAAUACCAAUUCUGGGACUGGCAAUCCACAGACUAAUUCUGGGACAAUUAUUGGCCAUACAAACCAUGGAUCUACAGCUGAUAAUGGCGACUCUAAUCUCUACAGAGCUGAAAGCCGUCUGCUAUUCUGGCUAUUGAUACUACUGGCAAUAUUAGUAGCUUUAGUAUUACUUUUAUUAAUAUGCUGUUGUAUUUGUGAAGGUUGUCCCCUCUACAUGCCCCCAAGGAAAAGAGUGAUACGUGUCAACUCCACAGAGGACGACGUGCAUUUAGUGGUCCGGGACAAGGGACUUGGGAGGGAAAACAAGACGACGCAAAAUUUAGAAAAUAAAUCUAUACAAGCAACCGAGUGGAGGAGACGGGAGGCUUGGAGCGCAGAACAGGCAGACUUGAGAACAAAACCAACACAAUGGAAAUUCAACAAGAGAAAUUACAGAUCUAAAGAACCUUCGAAACCGGCUUCAACACCUGGCGAUCUGCAUCAAGAGUUUGUCCAUGCUGCUGAAGAUAAUGACUACCGAUACAAUAAUGCAAGACAGUCCUUUCGAAUGAGGGAUGGUCCUAACGUAAUCUACACUAAAGAAAUGCAACUUCAAGAAGCAUUUGCUAAUAAACACAAAGAAUAUAUUGAAGAUUUAGAAAACGGUUACGAUAGAAUCGCCACAUUACACUAUCAACGUAGAGAGCAGGAUAAUGAUUCUAUACGCAGACAUGAAAUUGAUCGAGGUUCCGAAGUUGGUGUCUUCCUCAAGUCUGAUGUCGAUAAAAAUUUAAAUGAUAAAGUUGAAAAUAGAGCCAAAAUAGAAUUUCAAGAAAAAGCACACGCUCAAUCUUCCCUUGGUAGAGAUCAAUAUUUUAUCAAAGAUGGCAAUACUGAAAUUCUAAGACUUGUAACAAGAGGUAAGAACGAAGAAGACAGAUAUGUUAAUCUUCCUAUACAUCAACAGAGACCAGUAACUCUCAUACCACAUACCCAGUAUGUUGUGGUUGAUAGUGGUAAAGAUCUACUUAUGGAAAGGUUUAUUAGAGAACAAGGUGAAGAAGCAAAGCAUAUAAGAGAAAGAAUGGAUAGAGUUACAACAGAUUUAGAUAAUGUUACAAGUGACAAGGAAGCCAAAGUUGUUUUUCAAAGGUCACAUGGAAUUGAUGCACCGAAUCAAUAUCACGAUUAUUCUAAUGUUCCUCCCGAAGUACCUGGUUCUGUUCCGCUGAAAACAGAUUAUUUGCAAUCCGCUUUAUUAGAAAUGCAAAAUAAAUCGUCAAUUCAUCAAGAGCUUUUAGAAUCAUCUUUAAGAAAACAAAACGAACUCUUACAUCAAAUACUCAUUGAACGGGAAAGAUUAUUGCAAAAUCAGGAAACUGCAUCCCAAGUAGAGAGCAAACUAGAAACUCAAAGCUUACCUGGACAUUCAGUGAUAGCUACUCAGACAGAAUGUCAUAUAGGUACACAAACUGAACCUCAAUUACUUAAGCCUACAAGAAGAAAAGCUAGAAGUGACAAUGACUCCUAUAGUGAAGACGAAUCACAAAUGGUAGUAGAAGACGAAACGAAAAAAGUCGCAUGGGUCAAAAGGAAAAAACCGAAGAAAAAAGUUAAAUAUAAGGAUCCUAGAAGAAGUAUCAGAGUAUAUGAUUUAAAAAGAAAAAUUAAAACCCCUAUUAUUGAAGAAAGUGAGGUAUCUCCGUCUUUAGAGAGUGAAAAACAUGUAAAAAUAAGUAAAACAAAUGAACGAGAAGAACAUAUAAAAAAUUACGGAGAUAGAACCAAGAGCACAGUAACGACAUCUAAGAAUGAAACAGUAUGUUCAACACAAAUCAAAUUAUCUGAAAGUGAUAAACAAAGCAGAUUAAGAAAAGAGAUUCUGAUGGAAAUAUCUGAUUCUCUAGAAGAAAAAGUGGAUUCUGAAACGAGUGAUAAAAGAUUAAGACUUCAGAGACAAUCUCCAGUAGAAGACGAUAUUUCUCCAAAACGUACUCUUGCUCUAGAACAUGAAAGUAGUAAAGACAGCGAACAAAAAAGUAGAAAUAGCUCUGCAUCAAAAGAUAAUCGUAAUUUAAUAUUUUCACGACAGGGUUCCUCUACUGAAGCACGAGAACUUGCAGAACAACCAAUAAAGUCACCAACUACGGAUGAAUUUGAUACUAAUAAUAAAAAAGGUAGUUCCAGUAAUGCUGAGUCUAGUAACAAGAAGAAUGAUGAAGGAAAUGAAUCUACAAAGUCAUCGGAAACUGGCAAGGCUGCACAGAAAAGCUUACCAAGAUACAUGCAAUGGUACGGCAAAAAAUCUUCAAGUACAGUUCCUAAACCGCCAUCAGAAAAGGUUAUUCCAAGUAAACCCAAAAGACCUUCCAAAUCAAAAAAUGAAAUAGAUAAAAAUGCUCAAAAAGAGGAGAAAUCAGGAAAAUAUGGUAAAAUUAUUAGUAAAGAUAACCUAAGUGAUAACGCAGAGGCAAAAAAAAACUCCAAAACAAAAGAAAGUGAAUUUAUUCAUCUUCGAUUACUAAAAGAGGAAAAAGUUACCCCAGUACCCGAAGGACCACUACCAGACGUUCAUCCUUUACUGCAGCAUUCUGAGCAUAGGUAUGAACAUCAGUACGAAAAUCAAAACCCUCUAUGUUAUAUACAACCUACACAUAUACCUAAAUAUCUAGGCGGUCAGCCUAAUAUUCCUCGUAGACAAUCAAUAGAACAACAGCCAAUUUAUGUAAACCAAGACGAUGUAAAGAAAAAUGAAACGAAGCAAGACAUAUCAGAAAGUGCACUUACUCAUAGCAUUUCAAUUUCAACUAGCUAUGAAGAAGAUAAAAAGAAUGCCCCAGAGGUUCAUGUUUCAAAAAUCAAUAUAGGCGGCGAUAGCGCGGUUGAAGUGAGAACAGUUGGAAAAAUUGAUGAUAAUGAUUCUGGUAUUGCAAUGAGCACUCUAGUUCAACAGACAGGUAAUAUCAAGAGAUUACCAAUCACCGAAAAGAAGAGUAUAUUCACUAUAGCGUAUGAUGAUGUUCAAACAAAACAACUCAGGCCAGACAGUAGUUCAACAUCAUAUUAAAUUAAAAUCAGCGUUGAGUGCCUUAUUGUUGUGAAUAUUAUUUCACUAUUUAUCAAAUAUGAGACUACCUAUGUUAUUUGUUCCGUCCAGUAUUUUGAUAAUAAUCGACUGUAUAUGUAAAUAAGUAGAUAUUAUUAACAAUUUAUAAAUCAACUGCCUUUAUUUGAUGACUGGUAUUAAUAAUUAUUGUAAAAGUAUUCUUUUUUUAUGUAAAUAAAAAAACAAGUUGAAAUUAGUUAUAGGGAAAACAAUAUAAUUUAAAUUAAUUUAAGCUUUAAUAAUAACAAUGUAAAUAUUUUUAUUGAUCCCACUACGCAUGCUGUUACAGCGU